AUGUCUCAUGGACGCCCUCUGCAAGCCAGCCUGGGAGUCGGGCAUGGUGUUGGCUUUGCAGUCGAGGCUGGUCUGGCCUCUCACCUCUGUAUAAAGCCUCCAUCUGCCUCCUGGUCCCCGUCGUACGUGCCUCGGUCUCUGUGCUGGGCUGCCGGCUCUCUCGUGCAGCCCCUCCCGGGGCUAACUUCCAUCAGGACACAUCACCCCGAGCCUUCACGUGUCCAGGCUGUGUUUGCGUUGUACCGUCUCUCCUCAGCUCGCCCUCUCCUGCAGUGUCGUCUGGACACAUGGACUCUGAAUGUAACAUCGGGCGCAUCCAGCAUUCGUGCCCGGAGAAUCGCACGGACAGAGGAGCCGGGCGUGCUGCAGUCCACGGGGCCGUAA
Molecule: messenger RNA, 384 nt
Organism: Rangifer tarandus platyrhynchus (Svalbard reindeer)
Lineage: Eukaryota; Metazoa; Chordata; Mammalia; Artiodactyla; Cervidae
Source: the annotation of a GenBank genome assembly